GGAAAGCAGUCGAGUAUUGCAAGCAAAUAAUUAAUGGUUGCCAUCCCUAGGUACAUUGCCAAAGUGAAUUUUCUGUGGAACUGCAAGUGGAGAAUCGGUGUUGCGUCACGUUACAAUCUAUUUAUAUUUAGUCACUUCUGAACUAAACGUUAAUCACAACUUUUUUUCAGCCAACAAUGUCUAUUGUAAGGAAUGCUCGCUGUUUGGCUUUGCGCGGAAUAAAUACAAUGCAAAAGCGUGGAUUCGCUGAUGAGAUGAAAUUAACUUUUGCCGCUGCAAAUCAAACUUUUUAUGAUCAAGCAGAAGUUCGUCAAAUCGAUGUUCCUUCAUUCAGUGGAAGUUUUGGCAUACUUGCGAAGCAUGUGCCAACUUUAGCCGUUUUAAAGCCCGGCGUGGUGCAAGUUAUCGAAAACGACGGAAAGACUUCAAAAUUCUUCGUAUCUAGUGGCUCAAUUACAGUAAAUGAAGAUUCAUCCGUUCAAGUGUUGGCCGAAGAAGCACAUAAAGUUGAAGAUAUUGACAUUUCUGAGGCAAAGCAGAUCCUAUCACAGUAUCAAUCACAAUUAAAUUCCGCGUCAAGUGAAGAAGCUAAAGCGGAAGCUGCCAUUGCUGUUGAGUGUGCUGAGGCUCUUGUCCGAGCUGCGGAGUAAACUAUUGCAUUCAGUUCAGAAGGAUAAAUUUGCACUGAAUGAAAAGUAAAAAUUUGAAAUUUAACGCUGGUAUAAAAUAUUUGAUCAACAAAAAUCCGGUAUAAAUAAAACAAUGUCAACCAAAA
Messenger RNA from Rhagoletis zephyria (snowberry fruit fly), 775 nucleotides. It is a transcript of the gene ATPsyndelta, whose product is annotated as ATP synthase, delta subunit. Lineage: Eukaryota; Metazoa; Arthropoda; Insecta; Diptera; Tephritidae. Gene Ontology annotation, molecular function: proton-transporting ATP synthase activity, rotational mechanism. The record is from RefSeq and is a predicted model, not a curated record. Gene Ontology annotation, biological process: proton motive force-driven ATP synthesis.